UCAUUCCCGCUAUAAAACAAACCAUCGUCUUGAAUUUGUUGAAUUGAUACAACAGACGUAAACAUUGAAUAAAAACCAUAUUAUUUCUAUUAAAGUCCAAUAAACAUAUAAAAAUGUAAUGGCAACUAAAUAAAAUGAAUUAAUUUCUUAAAUGUGUGCUGAAAAUUGAGAACAGAAAGUCGAUGUAAUUAUAUUUUUUUUUCAAAUUUAGCUUGCUUCAGUAUAUCAACAGUCUAGUAAAAAUUUUACAAUACAGUACAUGUGUGGCGCUGAGUUUCGCCCAGGACCUGCCGGUACAUAGUAGAAUAUAUAAAUUGCUAAAACCUCAUUUCAAAAAUGGAUUUUGAUUUGUUUGAACCGGAUGAAGAUGAUGACAUCUUGUCCGUCGUUAAUAUUGAGCCCACACAAAUCCCCAAUGAUUGUGGCGGUGUUACUGAGACCAUUCCUGAAUUCCAUUGCACGGGAGAGGACUCAAUGAAUUCUCAAUUCUCCAGUGAAAGUUUUGUUAAAAAUGUAUUUUUCCAAAGUUAUUCUAAUGCCCGAAAUAAAGCUAUUGAGGAGGCUACUUUAACGAAGUAUGAUUUUCAAAAGGCAAAUAUGAAUAGUGGAGCAGUGAAUACAUAUUUAUUCGGAGAAGCAUGCAUGAAUAUCCAAUAUAUGUUGGCAAGUUUACAAGGUGCUGUUGGGAACCAGAACGAACAAUCUUACUAUCUCAGAAGGCGCCACGUAACAAUGCUAUUACAUAUUGUCCUCCAAAGCACCCAUUCAGAGCAGUGGGAAUUUUUGCAACCGCACCUGUGUAGGCUUAGAGCUUUGCUCAACAAUUGCGUGCAAGUUGAUGUAUUGAAGAGUAUUUAUUUUGCCAACAGCUGCAAGGGCAACGAGUGUAAUAUUCCAGCAUAUCAUUUACUCCAUGGACUUUUGGAAUGGAAAUUUUUAGAUUUAUGUAUUUUACAAAAAUACGACUCAUCAAACCCGGAUAAUACUGAUGGUAUAGCUGAUGACGAGAAAAAGGAAACAACUUGCAAUGUUCUAAUCGAACAAAUUGAAAAUAUCUUUGACAUCCUCUUGACAUGUUCCAUAUAUCUAUUUGCAAAGAAACGUAGUCCGGAACUGUUAUUUACCUCUCCAUUUCCAUGUACUUGUAUCAAGGAAAUGUGGCUUCUAAUGCAAUUUGCCAUAGAAAAAUGGCAUUUGAAGUUUCCCGAUGGGGAGACAUUGACUUUCUGGAGUACAUUUAACAAGGCAAUGCAAAAAAUUAAGGGCAAUAUGGAAAAUCUUGGCUUGACCCCCCUUAGCUAUUGUGAAUUCUACAAUUGGAUACAAUACGCUCUCGUACGCCUACAUGGUUAUCGUUCCAAUGGCCAAUAUGAGGGUGCCAAUUACACCAGGGCAACUAAUGAAGAUGCCCAAAAUUAUGAGUUUUGUGAACGUAUAACUCAACAAUUUCUCAAUGCAAAUCCCAGCGAAGAGCAGCUACGCAUUUACAUUGGCAUACAAACGCCGAUUUUACUUGAAUGGUGGCCACCAAAAGUGAAUAUUGCAAUGGUGUUGUGGGAACAUUUUCACAAGAAAUUAAAUUCAUCUUUCUUCAUUGCUGGUUCGGCGCCAUCGAAUUUGGCUGUGGCCUGUGUCAGUGGUCGGGCCUAUGUGGAUAAAUAUCGUAACCUUUUGUCUAAACCCCCCGAUGCAAAUCUCAGCAGCUAUACAUUAUUUGUUUUACUAAUGGGCAAAACUUUGCAAAGAUUGUUAGCCGGUCAUGCCCAACAUCAGGCCCAGAAGUUAUUGGGCCGCAUUUACACCAAGUUUAGUGCCCAAAAGUUUUUGGCACUCAAUGAAACGGGCAUUCAUCAUUUGAUAGAACUUUUCCUGGUGUUGGCCUUGUGCGGAGAUUUCAACGAUCUGUCGGGAAAGCUAAAGGACAAACUUCUCUCCAUAGGCCUUGAUAAAAUAACUGGUCCCAAGCAAGUGGCUGUGACCAAGGGUCACAUGGCAUUGUGGAUACUGUAUGCUGAACAUCAAUACGACUUGACAGACUAUAUAACCAAGGUAUUACAACAAUUAUCCGCCAUACGCAACGAUUUGGCAGUGUCAAAAAUAAUUGCCGAUAGCCUGUUGGAUAUAUUUGACCACGCCGAUACCUUUCAACGCGGCGAAAGCCUGUUGGUGGGUUCCUGGAUACCGAAUUUUUUGAAUAAUUGUACACCAGUUGAGCAGGAACGUACAUUGGAAGCGCUGCACAUGAUGUUUGUAAAAAUACAUAAUUGUGAACAACAUUUUCUUGAAAUCAAUAAUGAUCUGAUGAGGGCGCUAAACACCUCAAUACUGCCAUUUAUCAAACAGCAAUAUGUAAAUAGUUUCAGUCACUGGCUGCCGAUUUUAGCUUCGGACUUUUGUGCCCAUUCCUUUGCUGUAACAGACACACAAAAUUUUCAAAAACUCUUCAGCUACUUUAGUGAACAACAAACCUCCAAUCGUUAUGCUGUCACACAAUUUGUACUACAUGUGCUGGAAUCCGAACGGAAAGCCUUGGUCGAUCACACAAUCAUCAUGCAGGUGUGGCUAAGAAGUCUUGUACUAUUGACGGCCAACAAUGAAGAUGUUUUAAAACUUUCGAAAAUUGUGGUAAAACUAUCAGAAUUUGCCUUUAUGACAAAUAUCAAGGAUGAAGAUGAUCUCUUGAAGGCAAAGGAACCAUUGUGUAUAUUCAUUGCUUCGGUGGGUAAAACAUAUGAUGCCACCACAGACCAUAGCAAACGAUCAACAAUUGCCAAUAACUUUAAUGCCUACAUCAGAAAUUUUGAAAAAUGGUUAAACAGCGAUUUGAAAUUGGAAAAAUCGGAAGUAACUUUUCGAUUUUAUAGUUUCAUUGCUAUUGUGAUAUUUAAUUGUCCCUCCAUUGUUUAUAGUAAAUCGAAAAUAACUUGUUUCUUUCAUGUGGCAUUUACACGUUACAUAUUACCCACCAGCAUACAAAUGGGUAAACCACCCGAGGGCAAGCUAGCUCAACUUGUACACAAAAUUUGGCCUGUCUUAGUGCAGGGUAUUGGUCGUUUAAAUUUCAAAUCGGAUCCCUAUAUUACAAAAACACUAAGCGAUUUAAUACAAAAAUGGACACCUCACUUUAAAAUCUCCACCAAUGCCAGACAGGUUGCAAGACCAUUUAUAAAUUGUCUACAAAGCGAUAACCAGGAUAUUUCCUUGUUUGUUUUUGAAAAGCUGACUGCCUUGUUUUUAUCUACCCAACGUCGACAGGCUGAUCCUAAUGCUUGUUUGGUAAUUACCAUUUAUCAGGAGGUGGUUGAUGCCAUUUCCAGCAACAAUGAGGAUGAUGAUGAAAAUGCCGUUAGACGUUUACAAACCUUUCUCAAGGGUUGCAGUUUUGCCACAUUGGAACACAUUAUGAUGGUAGAUGAAAUUGUACCUAGUCGUCCAUUGCUUUUGGAGCUGUUCAAGAGGAUUUUCAACAGUCCUGUUUAUCAAAAGUCAAUAGCUCUCAAGGAUUUGAUAAGGGAGCACCUGCGCCUGUUAACCAAGAAACAUCUAUCGUAUUAUACCUUUUUCUAUUUUGAGUUGCUGACAAAGCUAUGCUCAAUAUCCUACGAAGUUGUCGAAGAUAUUUUACCCUUUCUAAUGGAGGAAAUCCAAAUUGUUGAACAAAAGCGAGGCGCUGGCGAAGAUAAUCGAAUACGUGGCUGUUUGCAAAAACUUCAACAAAACAUUCGAUUGGCUAAGCAGAAAUAAGUUUAGGGAGGUGUUAAGGAAUUAAUUUUUGUGUGGGUGUUUGUUAAUGUUUUUAUAUUAAGAACAAUGUUAAUAAAAUAAGUUUUUUAUAUAAAAA
Messenger RNA from Musca domestica (house fly), 3841 nucleotides. RefSeq names its product protein MMS22-like. Gene Ontology annotation, cellular component: nuclear replication fork. The transcript has 3 exons. The record is from RefSeq and is a predicted model, not a curated record. Gene Ontology annotation, biological process: double-strand break repair via homologous recombination; replication fork processing. The coding region runs from base 337 to 3744 and encodes 1135 amino acids. NCBI's taxonomy places the organism in Eukaryota, Metazoa, Arthropoda, Insecta, Diptera, Muscidae.